ACCUCUCAAAUCCAAAACAUUCAUAAUUUAUUAUUUUUAUUAUUAUUGAUAUAAAUAAAAGUGCCAUGAGUUGUGACUAUGGUGAAGAUUGCGCAGGAGACGUACAAGAUCUUGAACCUAAAGCAAUUAUAGGAUUCGAUGGAAGUACUAUAAAUGGUCUUGUGGUGCACCCGAACGGCCUACACGUUUUAUACCCGAUGGGCAACAAAAUAAGCAUUCAAGAAUGGGACACUAAAAAGCAAACUUUCCUCGUGGGCCAUACGAACAAUAUUUCUGCUGUUUGUAUUUCGCCUUCUGGAAAAUUUGUAGCUAGCGGUCAAAUUAACCAUAUUGGCUUCAGGGCUCGUGUCAUUAUAUGGGAUUUCGAGAAACAAGUCAUGCUUAAUCAACACGAACACCAUAAAGUACGUGUGGAAACUGUAGUGUUUUCAAAAGACGAAAGAUAUUUAAUUUCUUUAGGUGGUCGUGAUUGUGGUUCACUAGUAAUAUGGGACAUGACAGUGGGGCACGUCGUAUGUGGUACUCAUGCUUCGCGCGGCUCUCAAGGCGAAGCAUUAGCUCUAUUGCCAAUGGUGCGACGUGGCCAAUGCUUUAUUUCCGCUGGAGAUUGUCAUUUGUCCAUUUGGACUAUAGACUUUAACAUGCGCAGCCUUAGAAGCAUAGACGUUGCAAUGUCGAAGCUCAAAAGAAAAGUGAUGUGCAUGGAUGGUAACGAAAGAGAUGAAGUUUUGUAUUGCGGUACCAGUACUGGAGAUGUUUUGAAGAUUAAGUUGAAUUUUCAUCACGAUUUGGAUAUUGUUGAGCCGGUUAAGACUCCGUGUGUUGUGGGCUGUUUCGCUAGGAUUUCGAAGAAAAAAUUGCGUAGGGGUAGCGUGGAUUUGUAUCAGCAGGGGGUGCGUUCGCUUAAAAGGCUUUUCGGAGGCGAGCUGAUUAUAGGAGCAGGAGAUGGUACCCUGGAAAUGGUGGUUGAAGACAAGCCUGUUUUACCAAAAGAUUGUGUUGACGUUAAAUUACCCUCGAUACCUGUUUUGAAAGUAUUGAAGUCAACUUAUGUAAACACCGCAAUAACUUCUUUACAGCUGACUAAAGAUUAUAUCUUAGCAGGCACUAUGGCAAACGAAAUUUACCAAAUUAAUAUGAAUAACUUCAAUGCUGCAUUGAUUGUCAGCUGUCAUACGUCGACGAUUUAUGAUAUAGCAUUUCCAACCAACUUUUCCGAAGUUUUCGCCACAGCUAGUCACAACAACGUACGCGUAUGGUCGAUGACCACAAUGCAAGAGCUCUUACGCAUAUGCGUGAGAAACUUCACUUGCUCCAGUGUCGUUUUCGCUCACGAUGGUCGUUCGAUAUUGACGGCCUGGAACGACGGAGUAAUUCGUUCGUUCACGCCGUUGACAGGUCGUCUAAUGUACGCUAUACUAAAUGCGCAUAAUAAAGGAGUUUCUGCGUUAACGACUACGUCGCACGGACGGAUGCUGGUUAGUGGAGGUUGUGAGGGUCAAGUACGACUUUGGCAAGUGUCUCCCUACAGGCAACAGCUAAUUUGUACACUCAAAGAACACAAAGGUCCAAUAUCAGCGCUACACAUCAAUAAGUUCGAUACGGAAGCGGCUAGUGCCAGUACGGACGGUACCUGCAUAAUAUGGGACCUCGAGCGACAAUGUCGUAGGCAAAUUUUGUUUGCCAAAACAUUGUUUUUGUGCGUCAAGUAUUUUCCCUCCGGCGUGCAGCUGUUAACAGGUGGUUCCGAUAGAAAAAUCGCUUAUUGGGAAGUAUUGGAUGGGUGUCUAGUGCGAGAACUGGAAGGGUCUCCGACUGGUACUAUCAACACUUUGGAUAUUUCGCCUUCUGGCGAAUAUUUCAUUACGGGUGGCAACGAUCAGAUUAUCAAACUGUGGCGAUACCAAGAAGGUAUGACAACUCAUAUAGGAAUGGGUCAUUCGGCAGCCGUAACGUCAGUGCGGUUUAGUGCUGAUGGUAAGCAUGUUAUAAGCGGUAGUGCUGCUGGUACUAUUUUCGUUUGGAAAGUCCCAAACACUGAAGGAGAAGCAGUUCCCGAAAAAACACCCGACAUUGAUAAUGUAAAACAAGCGGCUACGACUGAACACAUUUCAGAUCUUCCAACGGCAAGAUCUCACGUUUCGGUUGAAGUAUCACAAAAGUCUCAGCAGGAGCUGCCACAACAGCAUGAAAGUGAAGAAUGGUGCAAAUGCCCUUCGAUUAGUUCAAAGAGCUCUAGAUCUAGUUGCUGUUCGAUGAAAGCUGAUAGUAUCUCGAAAUCUUUGGUGCCAAAGGUAGGAUCUGGAAGUGCGUCUUCAAGUAAAAAAGGAUCCGGAAUUUCUUCUCCGAAAAAAAUUGGAUCUGGGUGUUCUAUUCCAAAUAAAACUGGAUCGAAAAUUGGAUCUGGCGGUUCUACUCCGAACAAAACUGGAUCAAAUAUUAAAUAGGAUUAUAUUUUUAUACAGAAUAUAUAGGUAUAUUUGUGUGCCCUACAA
Messenger RNA from Ceutorhynchus assimilis (cabbage seed weevil), 2495 nucleotides. Lineage: Eukaryota; Metazoa; Arthropoda; Insecta; Coleoptera; Curculionidae. The record is from the annotation of a GenBank genome assembly.